AUUCUUUCUUGCGGCUCAAGCAUUUUGAAGACCUCGACCGCCUUUACACGUCGCUGACAGUUUGGAAGACCGAAAAUGGCUCACGACAACGUAGACGAACUUUUUGAGAUCAGGACAGCUUUCUUUACUGGAGAUUAUCAGCACUGUAUCAAUGAGUCACACAAAUUAAAGUCUUCAAACCAGGAGACAAAGAUCCAGCGAGAUGUGCUGAUGUACCGUGCCUACUUGUCGCAGAAGAAAUAUGGAGUAUGUUUGGAUGAAAUCAGCUCUGCUAGUCCAGAUGAGCUUCAGGCAGUCAGGAUGUAUGCUGACUACCUUUCAAAUGAAUCAAAACGAGAUUCACUGGUGCGUGAUCUUGAUUCAAAGAUGAGCGGAAGCUUUGAUGUCAGCAACAGUACCUUUCUGGUGAUGGCUGCCUCUAUAUACUACCAUGAACAGAAUUAUGAUUCUGCCCUUCGUACACUUCACCAGUCAGACAACUUGGAAUGCCUGGCACUAACAAUACAAAUUCUUCUGAAGCUGGACCGGGUAGAUCUAGCAAGAAAAGAACUCAAAAGAAUGCAGGAAGUUGAUGAAGAUAGUGUGUUGUUCCAGCUAGCACAAGCUUGGUUCAAUUUAGCUGUUGGAGGUGAGAAAUUCCAGGACGCAUACUACAUAUUCCAAGAGCUAGCUGACAAGCACUCUCCUACCCCACUCUUACUCAACGGUCAGGCAGCGUCCUACAUGGGGCAGAGCAAGUUUGAUGAUGCAGAGUCAGUACUCCAGGAGGCUAUAGAUAGGGAUUCCAAUAAUGCUGAGACGCUUGUGAACAUGAUUAUAUUGUCACAACACCUGGGCAAAGCUCCGGAGGUAAGCAACAGAUACAUUUCCCAGCUGAAGGAUUCCAAUCGAAGUCAUCCCUUUGUUAAAGAUUAUCUACACAAGGAAAGUGAAUUUGAAAGAAUAUCAAGGAAUUACUCAGCAACUGUUGCGUCCUAGCCACUUUUGGUGACUUGUUAAUUAGAGAAAGGAAUACAUGGGAGCAACUUAACAAAUAUUGAGGAGCAAAUAUCCAAAUCCAAAGUGCAGCACAUUGAAGAUUCUCAAAUGAACGACUAAAAAGAAAUUGAUCUAUUUGGAGAUACUUAGUUUCCAGUUUAGAUAUGUCUGUUUCUGUGAGAUGAGGAGUUGAUGAACUGGGCCUUUUAUAUCAAUUUUAAAGCAUGUUGGUCGACUGUUAAAUUCUCUCAGUAAUGUCAGACUUUGGCAUAAAGUUCUAAACAGGCAAAAUAAACGACUUCCCUGUAUCAUUUAGACUGAGGAGAAUGGGUUUGUGAAGUGGUGGAUAAUGAGGACGGAUUAUAAUAGUCAUGUUGUUGGACAACAGAUAUUUCAUUAGAACACUGUCAUUGUGUAUAAUAUUAUAAUGUUGUAUUCAUUAAAUAUGUGAUGACCAUAA
Pecten maximus is the source of this 1438-nucleotide messenger RNA. Its product is annotated as coatomer subunit epsilon-like. Lineage: Eukaryota; Metazoa; Mollusca; Bivalvia; Pectinida; Pectinidae. Gene Ontology annotation, molecular function: protein binding; structural molecule activity. Gene Ontology annotation, biological process: retrograde vesicle-mediated transport, Golgi to endoplasmic reticulum; endoplasmic reticulum to Golgi vesicle-mediated transport; intra-Golgi vesicle-mediated transport. The transcript is spliced from 11 exons. The record is from RefSeq and is a predicted model, not a curated record. The coding region runs from base 76 to 978 and encodes 300 amino acids. Gene Ontology annotation, cellular component: COPI vesicle coat.